AUGAGCAACGAUACCAGCUCAGAACUUCUCCUCUUUGUGAAAGGGCCCGUCAUCAAAGACGAUAAAGACUCGCAGUUUGGCGAAGAUAUAUUUAGUCAUCGUUUUAUGUUCAUGAUUGCUAAGAAAGACAUCCCGAAUGCGAAAAUAAUUCCCGUUGAUCUUGUCUAUAAAAAAGAAGUAUUUAAUGAAGGCGAUCGUGUUUUGGUUGACGAUCCACCUCAAAUAGAGAUAUACUUGGAGGAGAAAUUUAGGCCUUAUCUUCGUAGUGGCGAUCCAAAAGCCUACAAAAUACAACUGGAUGUAUUUCAGAAAUUCAUAUUCUAUUUAAAAGCGAAAGGCGAUGCUGAAAAAGUCAAGUUGAAGAAUCUUCACGACGAGUUGAGAAAAAUUGACCAGUUUCUGGUAAAUAACGAGCGACUAUUCUUGAGUGGUGAUUCAAUCACGAUUCCCGAUUGUCAAUUAUUGCCAAAACUGUUUUACAUUCGUGUCGCUGGCCGCUAUUUUAAAGAGUUCGAAAUACCCGAAGACUUCGUUGCUUUGAAACGCUACAUAGAAGCAGGUGAAUUGGACGAAGCCUUUCAAGAUUCAAAAUGCUCCGAGAAGGAAAUUAUAGAGAGCUUUAAACGGUAUGUUCAGUAGAAGAAAUGGUGAAUUAUGGGUCGUUGUUGUUAAAAUUGUUGAAGCGUUUUAUAGGAUUCUCGUAUUUAUUUUAAAAAACACUUUUGUGCCGAUGACAUAUCGACACUUUAUUAAAUCAAUAUUUGGAUUAUACCUCAACAUUAUACAAAUUUUUACGACUUUGCACUCGCGUGAUUAUCAGAGAAUGUCACAAUUAUAGUAAUUAGAAUGUAAAUUUGCCAAGUUCCUUCCUUGCAAACGUUCUUAAUUGCUUGCGUUGUGAUCCUCACAGACAAAAUAAUGAAAUAGUGUAUAAAAAUAUUACUAGCUGUAUUUCGUAGUUGUGUUUGUCGUUAGUAAAUUGUGAAAAUUCAUUAUAUUAACAAAUCAAAA
Messenger RNA from Xenia sp. Carnegie-2017, 1011 nucleotides. RefSeq names its product chloride intracellular channel protein 2-like. Bases 1 to 639 code for a protein of 212 amino acids. Gene Ontology annotation, cellular component: cytoplasm; membrane. The record is from RefSeq and is a predicted model, not a curated record. Gene Ontology annotation, biological process: chloride transport. The transcript has 3 exons. Lineage: Eukaryota; Metazoa; Cnidaria; Anthozoa; Malacalcyonacea; Xeniidae. Gene Ontology annotation, molecular function: chloride channel activity.